UGGCUUUGCAGAAAUGGUUGGGAUCAGUCACAUGCAAUCUGGCUUCGGCAUGUGAGCAGCGUUCUGCCAAAGACGUUCCGUACUUUUGGAUCCCAAUCAUCGCAUGAGACCAAGGUUGGCUACAUUCUAGACAAUAUCGCGGCUUACUGGCUCACAGAAUAUUGAAAUUCAGUAGUCAAAUAUUGAGCUAGGUACUAUACAGUCAUACAUGAACCACAAGACGCUUGCAAUGUUGAGGUUCAACAAUCAAUACUUCUGUGUAUAUAAAACCUGCAUUUCCCUUGUAUCGACUCCCUUGAUCCCCAUACCAUUCUCAGUGAAAGAAAGCAUCAACUCAGAUCAUCCUACUGCAACUCUUUACAGGCCCACGAAAAUGUUGUCUACACCUCAACACUCCAAUGAGUCGGCCCAGCCACUCCCCCCUACGCCAUACCUGAGGCCUUGCCGGUACCACCCCAAGAAACCAUGCAAAGUCCGACCAGUGCAGACAUUGAGAUUGCUUUCGAUACCCACAGAGCUGCGCUUUAAGAUCUGGGCCGAAGUCGCCCUCCCCCAGGCCGAUAACCAGUCAUCGCCUGUGUACCAAUGGUACGACAACAAGGACCGAGCCGACCAAAGAUUCCUCGACAGAGCCAUAACAGCACAAUGGAAAUUAUCCCUCACCACGGUCUGCGUGCAAAUGAAAAACGAAAUACUGGAUCUGCAUCGUCAACUCAACACAAUCACGCUUAUCGCUAUGAGCGACAUCCAACUGUUCUCAAAACUCUUGAAGUUUUCAGACGCCAACUCAGACGACAUCUCCGACAUUCCGUUCAUGCAGCUCAAUAAAAAUAAUUUACAAAUGCUGCAUUUGGUACUAGAAAUCCGCGAUGGGAUGAAUCCGCCACGAGUUUUGGCCCAGCGAUACUUCCCUAUUAUGCUUAGUCACCGCUAUUGGACAACGACGACCCUAGCCUGGAAGGUGUGUGACUCGACACCAGUCAUACAAUCCCAACCAAACGACAAUCGGAUUCUUCAUUCUUUCAACACAACGGCCACUUCCGAAAAUCACCAAAAAGAAAAUUCGGACAAGAAUUCAAAGUAAUCAUGCCAACAUCAAUGCAAAAGAAUCUUCACGGGAAAACCGUCCUCAUAACCGGCGCGUCCUCCGGCAUUGGGCGAAGCACUGCAUUCGAAUUCGCCCGCACCAGUCCUUCCGACCUCAAACUUGUCCUGACA
Messenger RNA from Aaosphaeria arxii CBS 175.79, 1218 nucleotides. RefSeq lists its product as uncharacterized. Bases 209 to 1084 code for a protein of 291 amino acids. NCBI's taxonomy places the organism in Eukaryota, Fungi, Ascomycota, Dothideomycetes, Pleosporales. The record is from RefSeq and is a predicted model, not a curated record. The transcript has a single exon.